AAAAGCAAAACAAAAAAGCAACCAAAAAAGAAAAAAAAAAAGCGAGCCAAACAAAACAAAACAACACAAGCAAACCCAACUAACAAACAAAAACAACUUCAUUCGGAGCUGAAAGUGACAGGAAAGUGCCCGGCAAGUUGCGGGGAUGGAGCUGCACAGCUUGCAAGAGGCGUUAAAAGUGGAAAUCCAAUGUCAUCAGAAACUAAUUGCACAGAUGAAGCAAGAUCCACAGAACGGGGAUCUUAAGAAACAAAUCCAUGAAAGGCAAUCAAGGAUAGCAGCUCUUAAUGAGAAACAAGUAAGGAACAGAUCGAUUCAGUUCUGUUUGCUUUUUCUUGUUUGUACGAUGCACUUUCUAAACAUCCGAAAAGUGUCUGUGUUAGCUGAAAAAUACGAACAGCAGGGAAUAUAGCAUCCAUUUUUCCUAAGCGUAAAGUAAGAAAAUGCAUGUUUUCAAAAUGAGAUCAGAUUCUUGUGUGUCUUGCUGGGGGAAAGGAUGAUUUUAG
Molecule: messenger RNA, 506 nt
Organism: Coturnix japonica (Japanese quail)
Lineage: Eukaryota; Metazoa; Chordata; Aves; Galliformes; Phasianidae
Source: RefSeq, a predicted model, not a curated record